Molecule: messenger RNA, 1483 nt
Organism: Populus euphratica (Euphrates poplar)
Lineage: Eukaryota; Viridiplantae; Streptophyta; Magnoliopsida; Malpighiales; Salicaceae
Product: transcription factor MYB46
Exons: 3
Coding region: 184-1284 (366 amino acids)
Source: RefSeq, a predicted model, not a curated record
CACUAUCUCACAGUUUUUAUGAUUUCUCCAUGCAUUUUUGCUUUCCAUUUCCUUUCUAAACAACCCUUCCUCUCUCUGCCUCUAGCUAUUCGCUUUUAAAUAAACAUUACAGAAGACUCAUUUCGGUCUGUCAUUGGCUGCAAUACUGCUUUUAGAGUGAGUGUGUGGGAGAGAGAUAGAGAGAUGGGACAUCACUCAUGCUGUAAUAAACAGAAAGUUAAGAGAGGUCUAUGGUCGCCUGAGGAAGAUGAGAAGCUCGCCAACUACAUUUCGACAUAUGGUCAUGGUUGCUGGAGCUCAGUUCCUAAACUUGCAGGCCUGCAGAGAUGUGGAAAGAGCUGCAGACUAAGAUGGAUAAAUUAUCUAAGACCUGACCUAAAACGUGGAAGCUUCUCUCCUCAAGAAGCAGCACUUAUCAUCGAACUCCAUAGUAUUCUAGGCAAUAGAUGGGCACAGAUAGCUAAGCACCUACCAGGAAGAACAGAUAAUGAGGUGAAGAACUUUUGGAAUUCAAGUAUCAAGAAGAAGCUCAUUUCUCAUGAUCAAGUUCCUGCUUUAGCCGCCUUCACUGAUUAUAUUGUCCACAAUUCGAGUGUUCCUGAGGAAGCUUUCCUCUCUCUGAAUGCAAACCCUAAUCUCAUCCUGACUGCUCAUCAUCAUGAUCAUCACCAGCUCUACCUCCCCUCACCAACCACAAUUCUACAAAGUUUUGGCCAUGGAGAUUUCAAACUCAACCAACCCAAUAAUUACAAUGUUGAUUUGCCUCAUUUGUCACCUGCAACUCCCUCAAUCCCACCUCCUCUGAAUGAUAAUUCAUCUUCAUUUGACCCAGGGUGGUCAUUGCCUUAUCUACCUCAACACCUCGAUCAAAACCAAGAAGAUCAUCAUCAAAGUUUGAGCAAUGGGGCAAUUCCAGUGCAUUAUAUUGGAGAGAAAGUUGUUACUCAUGAUCAGAGUGCGAUUGAUGCAACAAUGUCUUAUGACAAUCAAUCUAUGGUAGUGUCUAUGAUGCCAAAACUUUUUGAGAUCAACGAAGGAAAUGUUUGCCGUAUGCCACCUUCAGCUGAAUCACAGAACACAGUUCACGACCCACUUGCUAGACUUUCAAGUCUCCCAUCUGGGCCGUAUCCAGUACAUGAAGUGGCAACCAGUCAAUUGGAGUCCAUCGAUGCAAUCAUGUCAUCACUGUCAGCAUACUCCUCCUCCUCCUCAUCAUCAUUAUCACCAUUUUCAAGUAGUCAAUUUGUUGCAAACCCCCAUCUUCCUUCUAGCUGGGAUACCUAGAAAUGGGUAUGUCUAGGAAAUGUUUAGGUAUUUUGUAUGGAUAUUCAUUUGAUAUAGUGCAUGCAUUUGUUUCCUGAUAUAUGCAUAAGAUAGGUAAAGCGAACUUUUAUUGGAAAACCUAAAUGUUACUUGUUCAGGUUCUUCUGCAAGUAAUGCUUGCUGAGGUUUCAUUUCAUAAAUAUAUCUACCCUCUUUCACA